CAAAAAAUCAAAAAAAAAAAAAAAAGUUCAAACCAUGAGAGAAGAAGAAAUUGAGAAAUUGAGAGGUGUGGUUCGCGAUUGCGUCAGCAAACAUUUAUACUCGUCGGCGAUAUUCUUCGCCGAUAAAGUCGCCGCCUUUACUUCCGAUCCGGCAGAUAUCUAUAUGCAAGCACAAGCUUUGUUUCUCGGCCGCCAUUAUCGACGCGCUUUCCAUUUACUCAACUCUUCUCAAAUCGUCUUCCGUGAUCUUCGAUUCCGUUAUCUCGCUGCCAAAUGCCUCGAGGAAUUAAAGGAAUGGGAUCAGUGUUUGCUAAUGCUUGGAGAAGCGAAGGUGGAUGAACAUGGGAAUUUUAGUGAUACAAAAGAUUCUAAUGCCAUGUACUUGGAUAAAGAUAGUGAAGAUCGUGAAAUUAACAUAUCAUCAGCAAUAUGUUUUCUUAGAGGGAAAGCAUACGAAGCGCUCCAGAACCGUUCUCAGGCGCGUCAGUGGUAUGAGGCUGCAGUUAGAGCUGAUCCUUUAUGCUAUGAGGCCCUGGAAUGUCUUGUUGAAAAUCACAUGCUAACAUGCGAUGAAGAGAAAAGUCUUCUUUCAUCUCUGCAGUUUGCUCAAGAAGAUGGCUGGUUAUCUUCAUUCUAUUCAUGUUUGAUAAAAAAGUACGAUAAAGCAAGUGUUGUAGAAGAAAAAUUCGAUAAACUUGAGAAAGAAGAUAUAAGCGGAAAACCAUCAAACCAGUCCUUGAUUUGUACACUAAAAAACAACACAGAUCUUUUGGCGUGCAAAGCUGAAUACUACCAUCAAUGUGGUGAGUAUCAGAAGUGCUUUGAAUUGACUUCAAUACUGCUUGAGAGGGACCCAUUUCAUCUUAAAAGCACCAUGGUUCAUAUAGCAGCGGCUAUGGAGCUUGGACACUCAAAUGAGCUCUAUUUGAUGGCUUGCAACUUAGUCAAGGACCAUCCUCAAAAGGCGAUAUCGUGGUUUGCUGUUGGUUGCUACUACUAUUGUAUCAAGAAGUACGAUCAGUCACGUCGUUUUUUCAGCAAGGCCACUAGCCUUGAUGGAACAUUUGCUCCUGGUUGGAUAGGAUAUGGAAAUGCUUAUGCAGCCAAAGAAGAAGGUGACCAAGCUAUGACAGGCUACCGCACUGCUGCUCGUUUAUUUCCUGGGUGUCACUUGCCUGCUUUGUAUAUUGGAAUGGAGUACAUGCAAACUCACAGUUUCAAACUUGCUGAUCAGUUUUUCAUGCAGGCAAAGGCAAUAUGCCCUUCAGAUCCACUUGUAUAUAAUGAACUUGGAGUUGUUGCUUAUCAUAUGAAAGAGUUUAAGAAGGCAGUAUCGUGGUUUGAAAAGACUUUGGCUCUCCUACCAUCACCACUAAAUGAGAUGUGGGAAUCAACUGUGGUUAAUCUGGCUCAUGCCUUGAGAAAAUUAAAGAGAUAUAAUGAAGCAAUCGCAUAUUAUGAAAAGGCCCUUGCACUAUCAACAAGAAGUCUUGGGACAUACGCUGGUUUAGCUUAUACAUAUCAUCUGCAGGGUAAUUACACUGAUGCAAUUACAUAUUACCAUAAGGCAUUAUGGAUAAAUCCGGAAGAUCCGUUCUCCGCAGAGAUGUUGACGUUAGCCCUUGUAGAUGAAAGCCGUCAAGGUAUUAAAUAAUUAAUAUAUAGUUGAUGAAAAUCGAUAUGUAUACUUUUUUUUUUCCUUUUCUUAUUUUAUUGGUAGUAGGGAUCAUGUCUUUAUGUUGUAACAAAUGUAUUCAUAUACAACUACAAAUCCAGGAAAUCAAGUCAUCGCAUGUCUUAAAACCUCUGUGAAGUUGAUUUAUAUGAUACAAAUUUUGAUCAUUACAUUUUGA
Erigeron canadensis is the source of this 1853-nucleotide messenger RNA. Its product is annotated as anaphase-promoting complex subunit 6. The transcript is spliced from 16 exons. The record is from RefSeq and is a predicted model, not a curated record. The coding region runs from base 35 to 1654 and encodes 539 amino acids. Gene Ontology annotation, biological process: cell division. Gene Ontology annotation, molecular function: protein binding. Lineage: Eukaryota; Viridiplantae; Streptophyta; Magnoliopsida; Asterales; Asteraceae.